Messenger RNA from Candidula unifasciata, 810 nucleotides. The record is from the annotation of a GenBank genome assembly. Lineage: Eukaryota; Metazoa; Mollusca; Gastropoda; Stylommatophora; Geomitridae.
AUGGAUAAAAUCCUCAGAGGCGUUGUGAAAUACAACCUGCAUGAUAAAGUUAGGUUUGUGAACGAUAUAGACAAGUUUACAAAGAAAAUUGUUCAGCCACAAACUGUAUUCAUCUCCUGUAUGGACAGCAGAGUGCUUCCCUCGAAAUUUGUUGGUUCGGCCAUCGGGGAGACAUUCUACGUGAGAAACGCAGGAAAUAUGAUUCCUCAUCAUGAAGACUAUCUGGCAGGUUACAUCAGCUCCGAGGGCGGUGGCCUUGAACUUGGAUGUAUUGUGAAUGAAAUCAGGAAUGUAGUUAUUUGUGGACAUUCUGAUUGCAGGGCCUUAUAUGCCCUGUAUGACAUGCGGAAAGAGUGCGAUCACAAACUCUAUCACCAAAAAUCUCCACUCAAGACAUGGGUGGCGCUCAACGGCCGCAGGACGGCCAACAAGUUCUCUCAGCUGUUUCCAGAUGAAGUCAAGCGGAACAAUUUUGUUGAUCCUGUGAUUUUUGAUGUUAAUCUAGGUCAAGGCCACGUCAAAGCGUUGAUUGACCCGGAAAAUGAUUUCUGUAUACAAGACAAAUUGUCACAGAUUAACUGUCUGGAGCAAGCGAGUCAUGUGACCACGUAUCCAUUACUUCAACCAUUUAUCAAAACGGGAGAGCUGCAAAUUCAUGCCAUGUGGUACGAUGUCUACACAGGCAAUGUGUAUCUGUUUAGUCCAUCAGAGCGAAAAUUUGUGAUCGUCAGUGACAGCAACGUGACAUCGCUAAUGACUGAAUGUGGCUGCAACAGUUGUACAGGUGUUCUCAAAGAAAAGCAGCCAUAA